This is a messenger RNA of Prorocentrum cordatum, 546 nucleotides long. NCBI's taxonomy places the organism in Eukaryota, Dinophyceae, Prorocentrales, Prorocentraceae. The record is from the annotation of a GenBank genome assembly.
AUGUCAGGGGGGGAGGGGGCGUGCAUCUCUGCGCGUGGAGAAAAGGGGUCUGGAUGGAGACGGGGAGCCUGGACCCCAGCGCGAAGCCUGUGGCCAGCUUUGCCACCUCGAGCCGUUCUUGUUGCAGGUUCGGCGGCCAGGAAGGGCCCAGGGAGGCCGAGAUGGCGAAAAACUCUGGACAUCUCUCCAGUCUCUCCAUCUCAAGAAAAGCACUCGACGGUGUGGUAUGCUCAAUCGGCGGGCGCCAGAGAUCUCGACCCUCUCCGACGAUUCCCCGGGGACGCUGCGCCGCCCCGGCUCAAACUUGUAAAAUCUGGAGGCAAGCAGCGGCCACAGGAGGCCGAAACGGACACCGCCGCGAUCGAAACGAUCCACCUCCCUUCUCCACGGCGAGCCGUGCGCCUCGCGGGUCUUUGCCCGCACUCGGCACUGGCCGCUGGCCGCGCGGCGCUACCGCCGCGCGACCCAGGCCAGCCGCGGCACCGGCGGCGACGCCAGCGGUUCCGCCAGCGGAGAGGAGGAGGAAGAGGAGCAGGAAAAGAGGAG